CCGAGGCGGCUGCGGGAAGGUGCGGGGAGGGGCAGCCGGCGCGGUCUGCCCGGCGCUUCCUCGGAGACUCGCAGCCCUGUCUCUGCAGCUGCCACUUGCAGAGUCCGCACUUCCCUCCCCAGGAAAGGAGCCGGCCCUCCAGUUCAGGGGUCCUUCCACCACCCGCCUUUCUCUCUCCGCCCGCCGCCGCCGCCACCCCGUCUUCCAUUGUGCUGUGUCUUUGCGCUUUAGCUCUGCUUCCCGCCUUAGCCCUUACCCUCGUCGGGAGCAAGAUUAACUUGAGAAUUUGUGAACCUCGAGUUGCAAUGGAGCUGUACGGCAAGAUGGCCUCUUCCCAAGAUUCAAGGUAUGGCCAGAAAGACUCCUCUGAUCAGAACUUUGACUACAUGUUCAAAUUGCUGAUCAUCGGCAAUAGCAGUGUGGGGAAAACAUCUUUUCUGUUCCGUUAUGCAGAUGACUCCUUUACAUCUGCAUUCGUCAGCACAGUUGGGAUUGAUUUCAAAGUAAAAACUGUAUUCAAAAAUGAAAAGAGAAUCAAGCUUCAGAUUUGGGACACAGCAGGCCAGGAAAGAUACAGAACUAUCACCACAGCCUAUUAUCGUGGCGCUAUGGGCUUCAUUUUAAUGUAUGAUAUCACAAAUGAAGAAUCCUUCAAUGCUGUACAAGACUGGUCAACACAAAUCAAAACAUACUCUUGGGAUAAUGCCCAGGUUAUCCUGGUUGGAAACAAAUGUGACAUGGAAGAUGAGCGGGUCAUUUCAACCGAGAGAGGCCAACGUUUAGGAGAACAGCUUGGGUUUGAGUUUUUCGAAACAAGUGCCAAGGAUAAUAUUAAUGUCAAGCAAACAUUUGAGCGCCUUGUGGAUAUCAUCUGUGACAAAAUGUCAGAGAGUUUGGAGACCGACCCAGCCAUCGCUGCCGCAAAGCAGAGCACGAGACUCAAAGAAACCCCUCCUCCACCACAGCCCAACUGUGGCUGUUAAUGUCUACACACACACAUGUACACACAUAUGCACACAUGUGCACAGACACACGCGCGCGCACACACACACACACACACAUACACACACACACACACACACACGGGCAGCUCCAGGAGUCUCUGGUUGCCAAGAAACAGCAUUUAUAAAUGGUCUAUUAGCCUUCACUUAUACUGCCUACUCAUUAUUUGAAGGAAGUCUUUGAUGUCAAUGGCCCAUACAUGCAUUCAAUUUUGGAAGAUUUACUCUAUUAAUAUGUGACAAAUAUGUGAUCUUAAAUAUGUAAGGACUAUCCACCUAUAAACAUCUAGUACUUGCAUGUGACUUGUUUUUUAUUUGUCUAAAGGCUCUUGUUUUUCAAAUUUUUUCUCAGUUAUGCCAUUGCUGAGAUCUCAGCCAAUAAUAUGAUAAUUGAUUUGUGUGCCAGAGAUUCAAAAUAUGUUAUUUAUUUGUAGGGGUGAUGACUAAGGAAUUGCUGGUGUGUGUGUGUGUUUGUGUGUGUGUGUGUGUGUGUGUGUGUGUGUGUGUGUGUAUGUGUGCAGAUUGGGGGGUUGCAGGAGACUUGCUUUCCUCUUCACUGAAAAUCAAAUAUAGUGUUUUCUCUUGGUUAGGGACAUUGUUGUAGCUCACUAUUAGAAAAUGUAUCAUUUUCCACUCCUAUUGGCAACCAAGGAAACCACUGACUUUAAAGAAACUGAAAUAUUGUUUUUAAGGCCCUUACCAGUUUUCUUAAGUCAUUAACAUUGACCUGCCUAGAACUAGAUGUAAACAAUAAUUUUAAUUUAUAUGUUAAAUAAGCAAAUAUCCUACCCAGGUCUGCACUUUCCAAUGAGUCUAAUUAAAUUUCUGAGUAUCUUAGAGCACUGAACACAUAGAUAUAUAAUGAAUGAAAGCCAAUUAUGCUGGCUGUAGAAUUCCAAGGCCUGAGUACCCCAAUUUCCUUAAUGAUUCCCCCUACCCCCAUAACACACACACACUGCCACCAUCACUGCUGCUGCCACCACCAUCACUGUCUGAAAAUGUCAUCAACUCUGGAAAUAGGCUUUAGGCUGAAACUUACUGGGGCUCCUUUUCCUGUAGGAUGUUGAUUUGCUGCCCAAAACAUUGCCCUCUGCUGGAACUUCAGCUGUGUUCUUUUACCUAGUUAGAAGCUACUGAGUAAUAUUUCCAAUUUGAAGAUGAUUUUCGUUUAAAAUGUUUUCAUCAGAGGCAUAUCUCCUCUGCAAGUCUCUAAAUAUUUUACAUUAGACAGACACAGCUUUAGAGCUGAGAGUGACAGAAGCACUUCUGAAUCAUACCAGUUUGAGAGAGCAAGGGAAAUAUUUGAGCCACCCAGAUUUUUAUCCCAGAUUUCCUGAAGACCAUGUAUAAAUAGCAAGCAAACAACAAUGUCCAUGACCUUUGUAGAGCACUGGUGGGGAAUUCAGCAUCUAUGUCAAUGACUAGCAUUCUUUACAGCUAGAAUUUUAGGAAGGCAGCAGGCAAUGUUUGGCAAAUUUGUGAGGACAAUUCCAUUAAGUGGACUUUCUUUAUUUCCAUUGUAUUAGAUGUUUCCUUUUCUUUUAAAAAAUAGAGAUGCUUUUCAUAAAGUAUAUAGAUUUCAAGGUUAUUAAGCAGAGAUUUUGAUAGAAAAACAUGCAUAUAUCUAAAUAUAUCUCUGGAGAAAUAAUGCCCGCAAGUCAGGGAAAUAGCCCCCACACACUAUUAGUAACAUAAAAAAUGAAAAUUCUGGUAAAAAGCAUUUGGGGUGUUUUAAGCAUCUUCAUGUUAUUUCUCAUCUUCUUACUUUCAGAUUCACUAAUUGGCAGUACAUUUAUACUUUGGCUUCCUGCAAGGCAAGCUUAACUUAUAACAACAAGAAAAAUGUAUGUUUUAUUAGAUUUUAAUAGGGCAACCACAUUCACAACCACAGGUAUUAAAACAAAGGAAAAAUAAACAAGAGUCAUGAAGAACAGACUGAUCUGCUAUACUAGUAGUCUUAGCAUGACUUUAACUUAAGUCAGAAUGUGGCCAUAUUAAAUGAUGUAGCUCUUAUGUUUAACUUUUACCAUCUACUGUGAAAUAGUAAGAACAAGAAACUCUUCUCAUUCUCCCUCAUAGCCCCUGUUCCACACAUACAUGAUUCACAUGAAGACUUCAUAGGAUACUUCAGAUGGCCUUCAUGUGUGUGCUGUUUUAAUGUGGAAAACACAAUGACAAAGGAUGAAAAAGGGAAAGAGCCAAGUUUUGCUAACCUGAAAACUCCUUCCCCAAAGAACUGAUUGCUGUUAGAAUUAAUUGACCCUUCGACCAGGAGACCAAACCCAAGUGCCCACUUGCAAGUAUCAGAUGUCCUAAAGUUGGACCUCUCUCUGUGUCCCGGUCAGAAAGAGUGAUGCAGUAGUGGCCCGGCCAUCACUACCAAGGAACACUCAACGCUUUGUCCUUUUCAAACCCCAUGGGAGUAGAGCCUUCCUAAUUAAUUCUCAGUUCUGAAGCUCCCACUCUGCUGUGAAUUUCAUUCCAAAUAAUUCAGUGAAAAGUUUCCAGAGACAGUUAUUGGGGAAUUCAAAAGAAAGCACCUGUGUUCUUGAUAUAAAGCAUAUGAGAGAACAUUUUUCAUUCCUAAUUGCAUCAAGAUAUCUUAUCUUCAAAAUAAAAAUAUGGAAAAUAGAGAAACCAGCCCAGGGUUCAUUAUGUGAGCUUCUAUUGCACUGAGUUGAAUUAUUUACAAAUCGUAGCACUUUAGCCCCAACGUUUUCCAGCCUUUUGGGCACUAGACAUAUAUACACACAUACUCACACACUGUACUCCACCUACCAACAACCUAAAUGUCUACAGGUCAUUUGUUUUUAACCAAUAACCUAAUUAAGUUUGAAAUGUGACAUGUUUAAAAAGUAUGUGUUAGUUUGUAAAUCCUGGACAUCAGCUCUUGUUGUCUUUGAUGUAAUUGGACUAGAAAUUCAAGUAUGGUUUUAUUCAUCCUAUGGCCACACCCCACUUCUCAAAAUAGGUUUGUGAAUAAACCUUCAGGGAGAUGCUCCCAAGAACUUUGGUUUGCUUCCCUUUCCUAUAGCACCUGAGAAAUUGGAUUGAAAAUUGUUUUAUCUAAAUAGCUGUCUACGGAGUGAAUCAGCAUUUCAGGCUUUGGGAAUGAGUGGAUAUACAAGAUGCUGUGAAGUGCUGUUAAGCUCUAGGACAGUAUUUUAACCACUGGCCUCACAUCUACAGGCUCAGAAGAAUUACUUCAAAACAAUAAUCAAUUCCCUGUUGUUACCCCCACUGAACAGCUUCUACUGCCAUCAUGAACUUCUAAUAACUAUGAAGCAAGAGGUUCACAUAGUUCCCGUUUGGGUCACUUUACAUUCAAUAUCCCUUUGCUACCUGGUUAAAAAAAAAAGUGCCAAGAUUUUUAUUUGGAAAAGGGGUAUGGUGAUGCCUUCAUUUGUGGAAAGCUGAAGCAUUGUGAUGAUAAGUGUGAAAUAUAAAUUCAACAAAACCACAACUCAAAUUACAUAUAGAGAUAUCACUACACUCAAUAAGCAAAUGUGUAUUUCCCUUAAUUCUUUUGCAAUUAAUAAUAGAUCUUUUGUUUAUUUAGCACAUUCGUUAUUUUUAUGAGCCAAUUUAAACUUCCAAUUUUAACAGCUUUGCUGAUAGACUUUCAGGUAUAGGAUGGUCUUCUUUUGAAAAAGCAAAAUGCAUUCUAUUAUUAACUGAAUUUCCAUUAAGCAACAUUAAUUUUGGAAUGUCAUAAUUCAUAAUCAGUGGUUCAUUGUGAUGUGUUUUAUCCAACAUGUAUCUUAGUGCAUGGAUGAAGUUUUCCUACAGUCUUUUAGUUAACUGUGUAGUAUUUGUGGAACUGUAUUAAAAAUGUGUUCAAAUUCUACCAAGCUGAAGUAGCAGCUGCAUGUUAAAAACUAUGACAUCAAUCGUAAAGUCAUGGCUGAAACUCUUUUAGACCAACAAGUUAGUCUGUUGAUAAUCUUCACAGCACUGUCAGAAUGCUCAGUCAGACGUUUUUGGUGCAGCAUACGUGGGAGCUAGCCUAUCUGGCUAAUGAACCCUUUCUCUCCAAAUAGCAGCUCGUAUAAGGGUCCCCGAAACUCCAUUCCUGGGUAUAUAAUUGAGCAGCUAGGCCCAUGUGGCCUUGCUAACCAGUCUCUGAUAAAUGCAGCCUCUCUAACUCCACUCUCCUCUGCCUAUUUGUAAACACUACCUGUGCUUCAGCAGUUUGCCAGUAAAAUGAUGACAUCUUGCUGAUCUAUUAAACCUUUCAAUACUAGGGCCAAUUUUGGGGCUUGCUUCAUAUUUUACAUGAUUUUUUGACCAAACUAAUUUGCAGACAUAAAGCUAUGACAUGCCCUGAAUUCACUGGAAUAAAUUGGAUAAAAAUCAUGUUAAUGACCAAAUCACCCCCACAAAAAAAUGUCUUUACCCCUUAAAGGCCAAAGGUUCUAGAAAUACAGUAUCCCUUAAAGAGACACAAGCAGUUUGAUGAGACUUUUUGAAAUGUAAAAUGUAUCUAUUGCUAUUGGCACUUCAUAAAUAAAUGUAUUUUUAAAAUCUGCCUACAUAUGCUCAACACUCUGGUCAAAUCAUUCUUCCCUUUGGUACAUGAAAAUAAUUCACUUUUGGGCCACACAGUCCUGAAACUCCCAACACACACCACUUUCAACCAAUGAUACCUUUCUUAGUAAGGGGAAAAUCCCAUCUAUGGUGCUUUCUCAGUGCUAAGAAAAAAGGAGCGUUUGCUAUGUGCCAACUGGAACUCACAUCUUGUUUUUAAAGGCCCAUGAAAUAGAUUCAUCACACUGAUUUGAUUAAUCUGGGUUUCUGCAUGUAAUGAAUUUAAUGUAUUAAACAGAGAGGGUAGAGAAAAAACACAUUCUAGACAGCAGAAAUAAAUAAUUUCAAACCCUCACACAGAGGUUGAGUGUUAAGAUCAGAUCAUCUAGUGAGUGGACAAACUGAACUUUCUUUUUGUGUGUUUUUUUCCUACUUCAUGAUUUUUUUUAAACCAUUUCAUUUUUUAAAAAACUAUCCUUGUGGAAUGACAAGACCAAGAAUGGGAAAUGAGACUCAAGUGUCACCAUUUAUCUCCUUUCAGCUACUAUUGUUGGAGUUGGGAGUUACCAAUGUAUUUCACUUAUCUGUGUUCAUAUUUCCCUUCAUUGUGGACAACUGAGAGUUGGCUGUGGCUCUGUCACUUAAUAUAAUAUGUCCAUGUCAUGUUGUUUGGAGCUAUGGAUUGCUUAGUUUCAUGAAUACUGUUAUUAUAGAUGCGGGUGGUAUAUGAGACAUACAGACAACUGGCCUUUCAGGGAGGUGAGCAUGACCUAUAUCUGGCUGUUGGUUCCAUAGUCUUUGUCAAAGUGAAGUCUGGGGAUGUCUGCUGUGUCACUAUGAUGACUUACCACACAUAAUCUCAUCAUCCGUAGGAGGUGUGCUGAAUGAAAACUGUCCUGUAAUUCCUGUUAAUAUAUUAAUGUCAGAUGUGACGUGAUACAGUUGGACUGUCCAAAUGUACAACUAUUUAAUGGUGUUUGUAGAACUGAAAUGUCUUAAAUGUUGCAUGAAAUAUGUUCUAAAAAUAGAUUUUUUUUCUAUUUUUCAAAACCUCAGAAUUGAGGGUUCAUGGGCCAAUAAGUGCAAUAUUUAAUGACUUACUCAGUGUAUAUAAACUAGUGUGAAAGAGUGAAUUAUAAUGAAUGUGUGAGAUACUUUGAUGGCUGUGUGCUUAUUCAAAUGAAUUCUUGUAGCCGUAUUUGUCUAGUGGUACAAUUUAUACAGUAAAUAUCUUAUUGGUGUCAUGUGAAUCUCCUCUGUGCCUAAUUUAAAGUAAUUUUUUCUUAGAAGACCAAAUGUUUAGUAUCUGCAAAUGUGUGUCAGUUUUACCUAUUGAAAUUGUGUUUUAUUUUCCAGAAGAAUGACUGUGAGCUUACUUUAUAAGAGCCUUCCUUUCUAUAAUUCAUAAUUCUCCUUAAGCUUCUUGUGAGUGUAAUGAGCACCUAAUUUAUAUACCUAAGAAAAAUAUGCAUAUAAAGAAGUCACUUCUUUUCUUCUCAGAAACAUUAAUCACAUGUCCUAUCUACUAGGAAUUUCCAUUCUUGUAUUUGUAUGUAUGUUUUAUUGUUACUCAACCUUGUACUUUGUUUGCAUUAGCUGAUGUUAUAUUCACUUUUGAUUCUCAGUUGUCCACAUUGGUGACAAUAGAAGAAAAUUCAGUGUCCUUAAUUCAUUUUGUCACAUUAUCAUAACAUUGUAUAUAUGAAGGUUAAUGUAGGUCAACAAUGUAAACUCUUAUUUGCCAUUUCAACUUUUAGGGGAAAGUGUCAUUUGAGCAUUUUAUUCUGUAGUUGGAUUUUUUUCCUUUAGUUAACAGGGUAAGCAAUGAUACAAUAGGAAGAAAAACAAGUAAAAACUUAUUCACUAAUAAUGAUGAAGCUGAUUCUAGAUGGCCGUGGAUGUCUGUACAUGUUACACUGCCAUCAGUUCUCUCUAUGGCACUUGACUGGAAACUGACAUGUAUGGACACACCAAUCCUAGGAAAUGGCUCUGGACGAUGUGGCCAGUGUGUGACCCACAUUUAACUGUGACUGAAAGUUGUACUCAGCUCUCUAAACCUACUGAAGAGGUCAAGGGAAGAUGGGUAAGAUGAAGAUUAGUGAUAACUUUGUGCCAAAUUUUUUAAAAAAGAAAAAUGUAAGCAGGUAGCCAACACUAGAAUGAUUAUUUAAACAUGUGGUAAAAUGUUUUGUUUGUUGUCACAUAAUUAUUGAAUGCUGUGUACUCGUUACUGUGGGAAUCAAAUGUGGAAGAGGCAUAGCUCCUGUCCCUAAGGAGAAUGAGGGGAAGAAAUGCAAGAUAUAAUUUAAGGACGAGGUUAUGUCAGCGUCUAGGAGCACAGAGCUUGGGGACCUGUAAGAACUGGGAGAGUGGAGGGCAGCUCCACCAAUGAGAUCGCAUAUAACUCCAGAAAGAAUUAGAGAGUGAGAAGAUUGUGCCAGGCAGAUAAAUGGGAGAGACCACAGUACAUUCCCUGUGAAUGGAAGGGGAUUGGCCGCUAUAGAUCAUUGUUUUUCUCAAAACAACCAGAGUGACCUUCUGAAAACCCUCCAAUUACCCCAGCGUAGCUCCCUGCAUUUUGCUCUUCAUUUGGAAGACAAGCUGCUAUUUCCUCAUGCUCCUCUAUGCUGAACAGCCUCCCAGGGAACCCCAAAGCCCAAUUGCUUUCCAGCCACAUUAGAGCAGUUAAUGUAGACAUUUGCCAAUGUACCAAACCUUGAGACAUUAUUUAAUCUAAUGUCAUCCAUGCAGAUAUGCACCCAGACAGUUUUCUGAAGCUCCAUGUUUCCUAAGAAGGGAUAGGAAAUACACUGAUAAAGACCUUCCUUUGUAACUGGGCACUUUGGGCUCCUUCUCAGUGACUGCACUGUGGAUCUCUUCUUGAGAAAAUAUUGACAACAGCUUAAUGCUUUCAUAUAGUGACUGUGAUGUUUAGUUGAAACUACUGCUGCAUAGCAAAUAUUGUGACUCUUAAUGUGUCCACGGGAGCUCUUGUCUGGGUUUAAAGCUAUAAAGUGUAUUCACAUUGUGAAAUUUUAUCUUUAUUGAAAUUAAUUGUGUAAAAAUGGUAUGUGCUCUAUUAGAUAUUAAGUUUGUAUGUGAAUUCUGUAUGGAAAGUGGUUUUUGUUCUUUGAGUUUAUCUUGUAUUAUUUUUUGGAGAUUACAAUAAAUAUCUAAGAGACUAUAUUCCUGAA
Messenger RNA from Cavia porcellus (domestic guinea pig), 8722 nucleotides. RefSeq names its product RAB3C, member RAS oncogene family (gene Rab3c). The transcript has 5 exons. Gene Ontology annotation, molecular function: GTP binding; myosin V binding; GTPase activity. Lineage: Eukaryota; Metazoa; Chordata; Mammalia; Rodentia; Caviidae. The record is from RefSeq and is a predicted model, not a curated record. Gene Ontology annotation, cellular component: synaptic vesicle; endosome; plasma membrane. Gene Ontology annotation, biological process: regulation of exocytosis; protein secretion; protein localization to plasma membrane. Bases 306 to 983 code for a protein of 225 amino acids.